This is a messenger RNA of Gopherus flavomarginatus (Mexican gopher tortoise), 2369 nucleotides long. RefSeq names its product dynamin-1-like protein. The transcript has 17 exons. Lineage: Eukaryota; Metazoa; Chordata; Testudines; Testudinidae. The record is from RefSeq and is a predicted model, not a curated record. The coding region runs from base 143 to 2173 and encodes 676 amino acids. Gene Ontology annotation, cellular component: membrane; mitochondrion; microtubule. Gene Ontology annotation, molecular function: microtubule binding; GTPase activity; GTP binding. Gene Ontology annotation, biological process: mitochondrial fission.
UCCGCUCCGUGUCUGUGGGGGGCGGGGGGAGCCCGGACACCUGGGUUCUAUUUUUGGCUGCGGGGCUAUACUGGCUCCCGGUUGAUUUGAGGGGGUGCCCCAUGUCUCCCUUGUAGGGAGAAGCCCCGCACCCAGCCCUGCCAUGGAGACUCUGAUCCCUGUUAUCAACAAACUGCAGGAGAUUUUCAACACGGUGGGGGCCGAGGUGAUCCAGCUGCCCCAGAUCGUGGUGAUUGGGGCCCAGAGCAGUGGGAAGAGCUCGGUUCUGGAGAGCAUUGUGGGUCGCGACUUCCUGCCCCGGGGCUCAGGCAUUGUUACCCGGCGGCCCCUGGUCCUGCAGCUGGUGAAUGUGCCAUUUCUGGAGGAGCGGCAACAUGCAGCCAGUGGGGAAACAAGUACCCAGGCCGAGGAGUGGGCGACCUUCCUGCAUUGCAAGCACAAGACCUUCACCGACUUCGAUGAGAUCCGGCAGGAGAUCGAGACUGAGACCGAGAGGACAACAGGAACCAACAAGGGGAUCAGUCUGGAGCCCCUGUAUCUGAAGAUCUACUCCCCACAUGUCCUGAACCUGACACUGGUCGACCUACCGGGGAUCACCAAGGUGCCUGUAGGGGACCAGCCCCCCGACAUUGAGGGCCUGGUGCGGGAGAUGAUCCUGUCCUACGUUUCCAAUCCGAACUGCCUGAUCCUGGCUGUGACAGCUGCCAACACCGACAUGGCCACCUCUGAGGCGCUCAAGCUGGCCCGGGAUGUUGACCCCGAUGGACGCCGCACACUGGCCGUGGUCACCAAGCUGGACCUGAUGGACGCUGGGACAGAUGCCAUGGAUGUUCUGAUGGGCCGGGUCAUCCCCGUCAAACUGGGCAUCAUUGGGGUGGUGAACAGGAGCCAGCAUGACAUCAACACUCAGAAGAGCAUCACUGAGUCACUGCAGGACGAGCAGGGCUUCCUGCAGAAACGAUACCCAUCGCUGGCCAACCGCAACGGCACCCGGCACCUGGCCAAGACCCUCAACCGGCUGCUGAUGCACCACAUCCGGGAUUGCCUGCCGGAGCUGAAAACCCGGGUGAAUGUGCUGACGGCCCAGUAUCAGUCAGUGCUGCAGAGCUAUGGGCAGCCCAUCGAGGACAAGAAUGCCACGCUGCUGCAGAUCAUCACCAAGUUUGCCACCGAAUACUGCCACACCAUCGAGGGCACGGCCCGGAACAUUGAGACCUCAGAGCUCUGCGGGGGUGCCCGCAUGUGCUACAUCUUCCACGAGACAUUCGGCCGAACAUUGGAGUCCAUCGACCCACUGGCUGGGCUCACGAUGCUGGACAUCCUGACAGCCAUUCGCAAUGCCACGGGCCCCCGUCCCGCCCUCUUUGUGCCUGAGGUCUCCUUCGAGCUUCUGGUGAAACGACAGAUCAAGCGUCUGGAGGACCCUAGCCUGCGUUGUGUGGAACUGGUGCACGAGGAGCUGCAGCGCAUCAUUCAGCACUGCUCCACCUACAACACACAGGAGCUGCUGCGCUUCCCCAAACUGCAUGAAGCUAUUGUGGAGGUGGUGACAGGCGUCCUGCGGCAGAGGCUGCCCAUCACCAAUGAGAUGGUUCAUAAUCUGGUUGCAAUCGAGCUCGCCUAUAUCAACACCAAGCACCCAGACUUCAUCGACACAGCACUGGUGUCUGCCUCUGUCAGCAGCAGCAGCAGCAGCAGCAAGAAUGACCCCCCUGCAGAGGGGAUCCGGCGUUGGAAGAGUGACAAAGUGGAGAAUGCUGGCAUGGAAGAGAAACCUAAGGGGAACACCCAGCCCCCCAUGUAUUCCAGCCCCAGUCGCUCCCAUGCUGUCAAUCUGCUGGACACACCCAUGCCGGCCACACGGAAGCUGAGCCAGCGGGAGCAGCAGGAUUGUGAGGUGAUCCGCAGACUCAUCAAAUCGUAUUUCCUCAUUGUGCGCAAAAGCAUCCAGGACAGCGUCCCCAAGACGGUCAUGCAUUUCCUGGUGAACUAUGUCAAGGACCAUCUGCAGAGCCAGCUGGUUGGACAGCUAUACAAGCAGCAGCUGCUGGACAUGCUGCUCACAGAGUCAGAGGACAUGGCACAGCAGCGCAAGGAGGCUGCUGGGCUGCUCCAGGCCUUGCAGCGAGCCAGCCAGACCAUCUCUGAGAUCCGGGAAACGCAACUCUGGUGAGGGGAGAUUGUGCCUACAAACCAAGCCCUGGGCUCUGACUCACUCACUUGGUGCUACAAAUACCCCUGCUGACCUGUGUGGAUGUCUGGAGUGGCAGAGACACCACACACACCCCUCCCCCUGUUCUUUGCUGCCUGUGUAUCUGAGCCGCUCCGAUGGUGGGUUGGUGUUAUGGAAUAAAACUUGUUUGCACAAA